GACGAAACGAACCUCCACCUACGACGCACAGGUACGUGCAUGUAGGUGCAUGUACGUGUCGAUGACGGCUCUCCUCUUCAUCUCGCCCUCUUUUUCCUUUUUCUUUCCUUGCCUUACAGGCAUUGCCAUUUGGAGGGAGGAACUGUCCGAUGAACGGAGAUGAAGGAAGCGCAUUUCCUCGCCUGCGUCCCUGUGUUUGCUGCUGCGGUGGUCUGCUGGUUCACCCUCAGCAGCUUGGACGACUACCGCGCCCUCCUCGAGCCCUGCAAGCGAGUCCAAUUCGACGACACACGACUCAUCGCCACUGACGGGGACGCAGCAGAGUCACCAAGCUGGUGGAGCAUUGGGUUCUUCUCGUUCGUCUCACGCAAGCCCGGCAAAUCUAUCGACAUUGGUGCCGUCGGCGAGGCCUCUCGCGACGACAGAUAUGACCCACUCACUCUCCGCGUUGAUGUGAGGUCGGCGUGUCCGCUCUCCCGGCAGCAGACGAGGGCCAAGGAAAGGCUGGAGAGGCGGCCAGGCGUGCCUGACGGCUAUGAGGCGGUCAUCAUGUGUGUGUUGGACGAGAGGGAUGGGCCACUCGGUCACUGCUUCCAUCUGUACAUGCAGCCGGCAUCGGGCAGGGUCAUCUUCAACGGGACUCUCUAUACUGCCGAUGACGCCGCCCCAGGUGGCUGUGGGAGUGAGGAGAAUGUCGCGGCCCUGGCCCACCUGCUGGCUGUCUGCCGCUCUUGCUACCUGGAGGUGCCCCUCACACCCAUCCAAAUGGCGUCCUGGCUGAACGACACCGACACAGGGGUCAAUCGCUUCCUUGCGGCGGCCACAUAUCGGCGUCGGGAGCUCCCUUCACCUGAGCACCCCCACAGACGGCCGUGGCUGCGGCGCCCGAGCACACACUACGUGUCUUUCCCCCCUUCGGACGCCUUAACUGCAGAAGGCCAUUUCACCGGUAGGGCAGAUGAAGCACUGAUGCAUCAGCAACACUACACACACACACACACACACACACACACACAUUGGUUAUGUGGUUGUCAGGUAUGCUCGAGGGAUCGGAAAAGCCUCAGCAACACAACAAAACCAUGGACGGCCCGGUGGAGUCCCUCAAGGAGGAGGGCGGUGUGGAGGGGUGGCUCAUGCGGUUCCUGAAUCCGCUGUGGCUGUGGUGCCUCGUAGCGGCAAUGGGCGGCGGCUUCGUGUGGGCCUCCGUCCGGCUCCACAGGCGAUACUCGGUGAUGUGUCGCAUUGUCCUUGGCUGCCCUGACGAUGUCCGCAAAUCACUGGUCAAGGUGGGGUACCUGCCUGUGGGACUGGCUAUGUGGCGAUAUGUGCAGCACCUGCUCCUGGGGGUCUUCCUCUUCUCGACACUCAUAGCGGAGGGCUACUGGUCAACCACUGACGGGCUGCUCACGUGGGGCGGGCUGCUGCUGAUCGCCCUGGCCGCCGAGUACGUGUUCGUCCGCCAUGGUGUCGACGAGAAGGUCUGGUGGAUGUGGAUGCGCUAUGAGAUCUGUGGGAGGGAGGCUCUCUGGCAGGGCAAGGAGGCGCCCGUGGGUGUCCUUUGCUUCACGGCCUUCGCCUCUCUCGUCGGUAUCUUCUCCUCUGGAACGGGCAUCGCCAUGGCUCGGCGCGCCGUCGGCUUUUGCCUGCCUGUCCAGCUGAUGCUGCUGUCCGUACUCGACCCUGACGUGCACAAGGACUCCAUUUUGAGGCUCGGCCUGCAGUACCUCUGCCACUACCUGAGCGGCAUUGCGGGCGACAGCUGCUACCUGGUCAGGCUGCUGGUGACGGCCCUGUCUGCCUUGACGGUGGCGACUUCGGCCCAUGGACUGCUCAUGACAUGGACGACGUUCUCCGAGGAAUUUGGUGCUAUGAAGAGGGAGGAGCUCAGACGACUGCCAGUACUUCCAGGGAUGCCCAAGUGGUUCUGGCGCGUGCUUCUCAACGUGUGCUGCCCGGUGUGGCUGGCCGUCUGCCGCAUCCCUGACCUAGUGCUGGGCUUCUCCCUCCUCGGGCUCGGGCUACUGAGUCCCGCUCUGCUGCUCGCCACAUCAUGCCACAUUGGUUUGACCAUUGCAGCGGGGUGGACUUCCCUCGAUGUCCUCGACCUCGCCUUCCCCUGCGCACUCCUCUUCGUCACGCGUCUGCGUGAGACGUGGCUGCAUCGGGGCGCGGUGUGGCUGGCGGGCCUCUACCUGGUCAAGUGCAGCACAAGGGCCUGGUCCCACCGGCACACCAUCCGAAAACUGGCUCUGCUCAUCUCCGGCAGCCUGCGGGGCGUCGAAUCGGCAUCCACCGAGGAGGACGGCACUGCCCCCGCCACCGCCACCAUGACCAAGAGCCAGAAGCGCAAGCAGAAGAGAGCUAGGAAGGCGGCCGCUGCGGGCCAGGGUGCGGCUGGCAUCCUGGCUCUGACGGACGUCUCUCCAUCACGAGGCUCCAAUCUGCUGGCGCUGCCUUCUUCAGCACCAUCGGCCCCUGCACUCCUGGACGCCCCUGCACACUCACUCACGGCCGAGGAGGAGCCGUCCGAGACCACCAAGCCCAAGACACGCCGGCGCAAGAAGAAACGCCCGGUAGCCAAGGGUGGCCGGGGCCACAACACCCCUCCCAGCACAGAGCAGAAGCAGCAGCAGCCAGAGGAGACCCCCGUCAGCAUGGGGUCAGGUGCUGCAUCGUGGCGGGGCCGAGGCCGCUGGCCGCUGGAGGCACUCAUGGGUGCACAGGAGAUCUAUGAGGAGGAGCAGCACCGAUGGGAAGAGGGAGAGGGACACGAGGGGGCCGAGGACGGUGACGCACAGGAUGAGGAGGGCGAGGAGGAGCAUGGCGAGGACGGCGACCCGCCAGCUCCCUUCCAUCCUGACUCGAUCAUCGUGCUGCCGUCUGGUCAGCCGUCUGGUCAGCCGUCGGUGCUGCCGUCACAGGCAGAUGGGCUGGACGAAGACGAGGACGAUGAGGGCACGGAGGAGGCUCCAUCGCAGCAGCAGACAGAUGCCACAGGUACGUCUCUCAAAGGGGAGAGAGAGGGGCGGGAGGGGCCAUUGAUCACGUGCAUGUGGUUGCGGUGGGGUGUGUGUGGUAUCUUCCUUCUCAGAGCCCCCGUCGUAUGAGGCCAAGUGUCUGAUGUGUCUGAGCGCCACUCCCACGGAGCUGUGUGUGCCAUGGUGAGUGACCAUACACACACAGACAGGGGGGAAUGGGAUAUCAAUGGCGUCUAUGGUCUGUUGCGUUGCGUUGUGUUCCCAUGUCUGUCAGUGGCCACACCUUCCUCUGCGAGGACUGCCGGCAGGUCAGUCAGUCGGCGCAACCUGGACAACACACACAACCUGGCUCACUGUACCGUGUGUGUGUUGUGUGUCAUUCAUUGACCGUUCGUUCAGGUGUACGAGUCGCAUUACCUGGCCAAGGGCUGCCCCUACUGCCAGACAGCCGUCCAGAUGCUCGUCCACGUCCAGACGCCCUGAUGCACCGCCCUACCGACACGGCCACCUACGGCUGGCUGCAUCAAGAAGUUUCGCCACUUGCUGUCUGAUCUGGACUUCUCUGAAUGAGUGAGGGAGUGAGGGGGGCAUAUAUCGUCCGUCAUGCAGCUAGGAAGGGAGCAACACAACACACACACACACACACACACACACAGAUGCACACGAUUUAAGAAAACGAGAUUACCAGACCAGAGCUAGGAGACGAGAAUUUUGCUGGUUCGGUGUCAUGGAUCGAUCGAUGCGAAGGCUGUUAAGAAGAGUCGAAUGCAUUGGUAUUUAACAUCCUGCCUAGCGGGGUCCGUCGGUCGGUUUUUUGCGCUCCGUGCUGGCGGAGAUGACGCUGACUGAGUUAGGUGGGUUAGCAGUCAGGUGGCUGGGUCUCAUUCAUCUCGUGAGCCUGGCCGGCGUGCUGGUGCGUGUGUGUCCGUCCUGUAUGUGUGUAUUUAUUUGUGGCUUGCUGCGUAUGUGUAAGUGUAUGUGUGUGUAUCUUUGUAUUUGUCACCUGACAGACACACAGACAAGACAGACACGC
Molecule: messenger RNA, 4011 nt
Organism: Vitrella brassicaformis
Lineage: Eukaryota; Vitrellaceae
Source: the annotation of a GenBank genome assembly